Messenger RNA from Plutella xylostella (diamondback moth), 3431 nucleotides. RefSeq lists its product as uncharacterized. Lineage: Eukaryota; Metazoa; Arthropoda; Insecta; Lepidoptera; Plutellidae. The record is from RefSeq and is a predicted model, not a curated record.
AUUCAUUCAUUCAGUUCAUUUCCGCAAAUUGCAUAAAAACAAACUCAGCUGUUCUGCGUAUUAAACUGGACGUGCGUUGAAUUUUCCAUUGUGAAGUGGUGAAGUGUCCACGAUGACUGAGGACGGCUGUUGUGUUGUGAACGGAUGCAAGAAUAAUGCUAACAUUAACAAGGAAUUUGAGUACUACCGGUUUCCACAGGAAAGGGAAAAAUUGAGGAGAUGGGCUCGGAUGAUCAACCGGUCCGACAUCGCGGCCCUGGAGGACGUGUCCCACCUGGUGAUCUGCUCGGCGCACCUGGUGCCGGUGGCGGACACGGACGCGACGUGGGGCGGCGGCCCCGCGCGCCCGCCCGGCCCCGUGCAACUAGACCCGCCGCCCGCCGGCGCCGCCAUCCCUAUGUUCUACACAUUCAAUGUGAACACUGACGACAUCCAAGACGACCCUGAAGAAGAUGCCAGAAGACAAGCAGAACUGCAAAGCAAGCUCGCUAAAAUCAGGGACCCGCAGGAGCACAACAAGAGAAAAGGUAAGACCAGGCACUUCAUGGAAACUAACACAGAUGACAAGUUCACCGAGGUCCUCAUGACGUGGCAGGCGCAGUUCACUCAGAGGUUCUUCGCCGACCCCACCGCCGACCGCACCGAGCUGCUCCACUUCGCUAUCAACAUGUUCUUCAGCAACUCACAAGUGUACAAAUUCACGAGGGCUCUCCUCCCAAGCCUGCCCUCUGUGACGGAGCUUCAGGAGGCCACCGUUUACAACCGCACCGGCUGCAACGAGGAGAUGAUAGACAUGAUUGGUCACAAGUUGAACAGACUCCGUCCGAGGGAGUACAAGUUCUGCACGCUGUGCAUAGAUGAGAUCCCUCUUAAGAAGAACCUGUACUACGACGCGGUGCACGACGAGGUGGUGGGUCUGCACGAGGUGCAGGGGCGGCGGCGCGGGCGGCUGGCGGAGCGCGGGGUGGUGGCGCAGCUGCGCGGCGUGGCGGCCGUGUGGAGCCAGGCGCUGGGCUACGCGCUGCUGCACGGCGGCGGCGGCCACGCGGACGAGCUGGGUGACUGGCUGGACCGCAUGCUGGAGCUCUCAGCCCGCGCCGGCUUCCUCGUGCUGGGCGUGGUGGCCGGCCCCCAGCCCGCGCUGCGCGACCUCGCGCGCGACCGCGGCGUCUCCGUCGACCGCCCCUUCAUCAUCUUCGACGACAAGAAGUACUUCUGGAUCUUCGACGUGCCCGACCUGACCAACACCAUCCGCGACGAGCUGAUGGCGCACGACUUCGAGUUCAGCGACGGCGGCGUCGCCUCGUGGGAGCACAUUAGAGUGUUCUACGAGACGGACCUGAAGGCGGACUUCCGCACGGUGGCCAAGCUGACGGAGUCGCACGUGGCGCCGCGGGGGGCGGAGCGCCGCGAGGUGCGUCUCGCCGCGCAGGUGUUCAGCUACAAGGUGGCCGCCUUCCUCAACGUGCUGAUCGACCGAGGCUCCGUGCCGCCCGAGGCGCGCGGCACCGUGCAGUUCCUGCUCACGCUCAACAACACCUACGACAUCCUCAACGCCGUCAAGCCCAAGACGGAGAACCGGAACAAGAAGGCGUACUGCGGCGAGGACUUCCAGGUGGAGCAGCUGCAGAGCGCCUGCGACAUGUUCAGCUCGAUUAAAUUCAAAACCGACGACGCAAAUGCCAAACAGAGCGCCACGCUCGAAUGUUUCCAAAUAACCAUCAACGCCGUAAUGCAGUUGUUUGACCACUGCCGGUGCGCCGAGCUGCCGUUCCUGCUGACGCGGCGGCUGAACUUGGACUCGCUGCGGGAGCUGGUGGCGCGCGCGCGGCGCGGGCGGGAGCGGCCGGCGGCGGCGCAGCUCGCGGCCGGCUACUGCGCGCUGCUGGUGGACUCCUUGCUGGCCUGCCCGCUGGUGAAGGACAGCCAGGAGCCCUCCGCCGCCUCGCUCGUGUGCGCCGACGACAUGGAGACCACCUGCUUCCUGCAGGACUACUCCCCGCCGCCGCUCAUCGACGACUGGAUACCCGCUGACUUCAAAUACGACUGCCCCAAAGAGGAGUUUAUAAAGAACGUUACGCUCUACAUAGUGAAGAAGUGUCUGGACAUGCACGACUGCGAGGACUUCAGGCGGUUCGUGCGGCACACGAUGGGCGAGGAGGGGUACACGCAGCUGCAGCGGGCGCGGCUGGGGCGGGCGGCGCGGCUGCCGGACGUGGCGGCGCCGCGCAUGUUCGUGGUGAUGGUGGAGGGCAUGGAGCUCGCCUUCCAGAAGUUCGCGGCGUCGCUGAUGACGGCGCUGGGCCCGGGGAACUGCCUGGUGGCCGUCUUUCAGGCGAUAGACUUCAUCUACCCGUGCGAAUGCUUCCCGGCCACCAGGGUCAUGCGCCUGUUCACGCGCAUGCGACUGCAAAAGGAAGUCGAUGUGGUCAAUGAGAACAUCGCACAGUCGUACGAUACCAUCUCGGAGUAUACAAAGGCCAAUGUCCUGAGUGAGAAUAAAGUCGUAGUUAUGGAUACAACGGAGUAAGUGUAAUGCAAAGUUGCGCAGUUUAAAUUAAUAUUGGUAUCUAAUUGUCUGUAUGCUUGCGAAUUUUAAAAAGUCCUAACCCAUCCAAACUUUGUCACGUUUAAAAUGUGUUUUUUUUUUCAUAAAUUGGAUACAGUACCUAUAUUUUUUAUGCUAACUGAUUUAUUUUACACUGCCAUUGUCGUGCUGCGUCAGCAGAUACCAGAUACGUUGAUACCUACUUACCUUACUUACUAAUAUGGCUGCAAGUGCAUAAAUUAGUAAAUAAAUUUACAUGACUGUGUCGUUCUUAAAAGUACCUACGUAUCUGUUUUGCAAGAAAAAUACGUAGGAAAAUUUUAGAAGUAUUUUACGAGUAUCUAUAUCACGAAUCUCGUAAAAUUUACCAAUGUGUAAUGUUAGUAGUACAAUGAUACAUUCUACCAAAAAUACGCUAUGAAUCUUGAGGUGAUUUAUAUUUCAAAAUUACUAAUUUAUUUUUAGAUAAGUAUUGAUUUUAGUUAGAUCUUGGGACUUAUAGUACCUAUUACAUUUUAUCUUAUCUUCUUAGUUGUUAGUAUUAAUGUUGUCAGUAGUAAAUUUUAUCACUUUGUAAAUGUUAAGAGAAAUUUCGUAUUUACUUGAAUGAUGCCGAGACCAGUGAGCGAAUGAGCGAACACUAGUGAGACUAGUAAGGAACUCAACACCGAAGAAAAAAUAAGGGUGUUAUACUAGUUUUUUAAAUUAUAUGAAUGUUAUUGUAUGUAGAGCUUGUUGUCAGUUAUAUCGUGUCUUAUAUCUCAUAUCUACAUCUUGUACUAGUGACUCGUCAUAAGCUGAGUCCAUCCAGAGCAUCUGAAAUUGUUUACAUUCAAAAUACUAUUGUUGUUGUAACUUAUUAUUAUUAUGUUAGUUAUAAUAA